CAGGCAUCAACAAGCACACAGAUCCGGUCACUUGAAAGAAACGUUGUCAUCUUCGGCGACAGCGGUUCAGGUAAAAGCUCAGUCAUCAAUGCAAUCGCGCAAAGACAACUAGCGAAGACAUCCAGCAGUGCAACUGGGUGCACGUUCGCCUAUGAGCGUCAUAGAGUCGAAAUAUCCGGCCAGACGUUUGUCCUAUUCGACACUGCUGGUCUCAACGAGGGCACUGCAGGUACGGUACCAGCAGCCAAGGCGGAAGAAAACCUGAAGAGCUUGCUGAAUGAGCUCAUGGGCCCUAAAUCGGAUGGCAUCGGCCUUCUGGUAUACUGUGUGCGCAGCACGAGAGCCCGUCGCGCUCUUAUUCGGAACUACAACCUUUUUUACUCUGCUAUCUGCCGAAAGAAAGUCCCAAUUGUUGUCGUCGUCACAGGAUUGGAGAACGAGCCUGACAUGGAGAGCUGGUGGGAUGCCAACGGGAAGGAAUUCAAGAGCCGUGGCAUGCAUUUUGAAGACCAUGCAUGCGUCACAACGCUUCGCAAACACUCAGGCAUCUCGGAUGUCUUCACCCGUCGCAUCGAAGAGUCUUCUGAAACUCUGCGUAAUCUCCUCGUUAAAAAUUGCUCGGAUUGGGCGGUCGACGACAGCUGGUUCAAGCAGUCUUUCACUGCUGUACGAAACCUGAUCAGCGAUAGUGGGAAUAGCGAAAGGUCUUUACCGUCUACUCUCAUCAUCUGUGAUCCAUCUCGAGGCGAAGAAGUCGAGAUCGCACCAUGCAUCCGUGGUAUCUUGAAACCUUACUUUGUGCGCAUCGGCGGGGACACAUACCAGGUCCACCGCGUUCCUGCACCGGACUUUUCAUCUUCAAGUGCCGAGAAGAGGCUUGAAGGGGAUCUUCUCAUAUACUACGUUCGCGCUGACGAGCUUUCUGCAGCUCGUCAGAAAUUCCAUGCCUUUUGUACAGCCUAUCGCGGGAACGUGGUGCCGGUCGUCGUCGUGGUCAAAGGACUGGACGAUCGCCAAGCUGCCAACCAGUGGGUCGAGAAAUACAUCAUGUAUGAUGGCGCCGGACGUCUAUUCUCGACAUUUGCACCAGCUGAAGAACUCGGAGAUGAUUCUUUGAAGCAACAGGCGGAACAAGAAUUGCAGGAUCUCAUUCGACAGGCCUGUCUCAUUCGUAGCGAGAGGAAAAUUAGGGGGAAAUCGAAAAGACUUGCCCGCAGAAACCGAUUUUGAGUAGCCGAGUUACUGUGAAGGAGGAUAAUUAUUCUGUGGUAAUCUACGUGAC
This is a messenger RNA of Suillus discolor, 1282 nucleotides long. Its product is annotated as P-loop containing nucleoside triphosphate hydrolase protein. The annotation marks the transcript as partial. NCBI's taxonomy places the organism in Eukaryota, Fungi, Basidiomycota, Agaricomycetes, Boletales, Suillaceae. Gene Ontology annotation, molecular function: GTP binding. The transcript is spliced from 2 exons. The record is from RefSeq and is a predicted model, not a curated record.